AUGGAAGAGAGUUUCGUUUUCCAGUGGAGCGAUAUCAGAUCUCUCUUGUCCAUCCUUCAGUGGUGGGCUUUCAAUGUCACCGUAAUCAUCGUCAACAAGUGGAUCUUCCAGAAAUUGGAUUUCAAGUUUCCCCUAUCAGUUUCAUGUGUCCACUUUAUCUGUUCAGCCAUUGGAGGAUAUGUGGUAAUUAAGGUGCUGAAGCUUAAGCCACUGAUAACUGUUGACCCUGAAGAUCGCUGGCGAAGAAUCUUCCCAAUGUCCUUUGUGUUCUGUAUUAACAUAGUGCUGGGGAAUGUGAGCCUACGAUACAUUCCAGUUUCUUUUAUGCAGACAAUAAAGUCAUUCACACCUGCCACCACAGUUGUUUUGCAAUGGCUGGUGUGGAGGAAGUAUUUUGACUGGCGUAUUUGGGCUUCUCUUAUACCCAUUGUUGGAGGGAUUCUUCUCACAUCUGUAACAGAGCUUAGUUUUAAUAUGUUUGGAUUUUGUGCUGCAUUAUUUGGCUGUCUGGCUACUUCUACAAAGACUAUUCUCGCAGAAUCUCUUCUGCAUGGAUACAAAUUUGACAGCAUAAACACAGUUUAUUAUAUGGCACCUUUUGCAACCAUGAUCUUGGCGCUUCCUGCCCUAUUACUUGAAGGCAAUGGAAUCCUUGAGUGGUUUAGUACCCAUCCAUAUCCGUGGUCAGCUGUCAUCAUUAUCUUUAGCUCCGGGGUCUUGGCUUUCUGUCUUAACUUCUCCAUUUUUUAUGUGAUUCACUCCACCACUGCUGUAACAUUUAAUGUUGCCGGAAAUCUUAAGGUUGCAGUUGCUGUCCUUGUUUCUUGGCUGAUAUUUAGGAACCCAAUUUCAUAUUUAAAUUCUGUUGGAUGUGCCGUGACUCUUGUGGGUUGUACAUUCUAUGGUUACGUGAGGCACAUGCUCUCCCAACAGCCACCAGUACCAGGAACUCCUCGGACCCCCAGGACUCCCAGGACCCCUCGGAGUAAGAUGGAGUUGCUUCCUCUUGUAAAUGAUAAAUUAGAAGAUAAGGUCUAG
Sphenostylis stenocarpa is the source of this 1038-nucleotide messenger RNA. The record is from the annotation of a GenBank genome assembly. Lineage: Eukaryota; Viridiplantae; Streptophyta; Magnoliopsida; Fabales; Fabaceae.